CACUACUCCAGUGUACAGUCAUUUUGUACACGCGUUUGGUUUUCGAGAAAGUGCGGAAUUUUCUCGAGAAAACCCUAACCACUGAAGGAAAUGAAGUGUUAUGGUCGCGGCGCUUGCUCCUCUGCUCGUCGUUGCUGCUGAGACUUAGCAAACCGGCGGCAACAUGCGGUCCAGAACUCUGGUAACCCGCAAGAGAACUCCACCUUGCGAGAGAUCCGACUCUCCUCUCUCAUUUCCCACUGGAUUGGACCACAAUGAUAUGCAAGGUCAAAGAAGGGAGAUGAAACAUAAAGGGAAGAAUGUUGUGUGGUCUGUUGCAAUGGACAAGUGUCUAAUUGAAGCCCUCGCUAUCCAGGCUAGAAAUGGGAACAAAAUUGACAAGUGCUUUAAUGAAAAUGCAUAUACGGCUGCUUGUGUAGCUGUGAACUCUCGUUUCAAUUUGUCUUUAAAUAACCAGAAAGUUGUCAACCGUCUCAAGACAAUCAAGAAGAGGUACAAGAUAAUGAGGGAUAUGAUGAACCAAGAUGGGUUCACCUGGAAUCCGCAAGCAAAGAUGAUUGAGUGUGACAAUGAUGAUUUAUGGAAGAGAUACAUUGCUGCACAUCCUGAUGCAAGGGGAUUCCGAGGGAAGCAAAUUGAGAUGUAUGAUGAAUUGAAAAUUGUUUGUGGAAUUUAUCAAGCCCCUAGUCGAUGGGCUAGGAUGACAGGGAACACGAAUGGAAGCCGACAAACGGAAAUAAAGAAUUACGAAGAUGAUUCUGCAUCAUUCCUUUCACCAAGUUCAGAAGAACUGAGCGACACAGAUGGAACUGAGACAGAGUCAUCUAGCCGGCAGGCUGAGUAUGCCCAGAUGCCAGCUGAAAGUCAAGACAUCCCUUUUAUCCCUCCUCUGAGACAACUUCCGAAGCGGGCUCGGGGCUCAGAGGCUCUUCAGGAUGCAAUGUUAGCUGUGGCAUCAAGCAUCCGACACUUGGCUGAUGCACUAGAACAAAGUAAGAAUACAAUAGAUGCCCAAGGACUUCUACAGGCCGUAAUGGAAAUUGAUGGGUUGGAAGAGGCGAAGCAAAUGUAUGCAUUUGAGUACUUAAAUGCUGACCCAAUCAAGGCCAGAGCAUUCAUGACAUACAAUGCCCGAAUGAGGAAAAUAUAUUUGUUCCGACAGUUUUGGUGGUGGAAGUGAUCGGGGGAACUAACUUACUUUGCCGGUGGUGGAUAUAUAUACGGGAUAUAAUCUAGUUUUACAAAGGCUGGUUUUGGUUUGAUGGAACUCAACUCAUAAUUCUUGCAGAUUUUUAUUCAGUGGAUAUCUUUAUCUAGGGAUGAACAUUUUCCGUAAUUUGUACAGAUUUUCUUAGAAUCAGCAGCAGGCAAUAUGAUGAUGAAAAUAGUUUGAUCUUUUCUGCAUAUUCAGAAGUGGAGGAAUGAAUUAUUAAAAUUUUAAGUAGGUAUUUGAAAAUGAAGGUUCUUGCUUUUAUCUUUCCCAGAAGGUAAGAAACAUGAGUUUUUCUUAUCUGGCUGUGUGAUAGUUUGGUUGAGAGCAGAAGCAUACAAUACACAUUCUCUUUUCAGGUUUCGCAUAUUGUAGUAAUCAUCAUCUUCUUCUGCUUUUUAAUUAUUAUUAUUAUGUAAGUUCCAUCUUGUAAAUUAUUGUAUUAGAAUGUAACUCUUGAACUUAGAAUCA
Molecule: messenger RNA, 1681 nt
Organism: Camellia sinensis
Lineage: Eukaryota; Viridiplantae; Streptophyta; Magnoliopsida; Ericales; Theaceae
Product: Myb/SANT-like DNA-binding domain protein
Source: RefSeq, a predicted model, not a curated record